This is a messenger RNA of Mus caroli (Ryukyu mouse), 2209 nucleotides long. RefSeq names its product death effector domain containing (gene Dedd). Gene Ontology annotation, molecular function: protein binding; DNA binding. Gene Ontology annotation, biological process: regulation of apoptotic process; apoptotic process; extrinsic apoptotic signaling pathway via death domain receptors. Gene Ontology annotation, cellular component: nucleolus. Lineage: Eukaryota; Metazoa; Chordata; Mammalia; Rodentia; Muridae. The record is from RefSeq and is a predicted model, not a curated record.
CCCCGCCGCCGCCGUUAGGAGAACCCUGCGUUGCCAGCUUGCCCCUAAGCAAGAUGGCUGCCAGUCUCCAGCCUCUCUUGCCGACGUGAAGCUACCCACUCCCCGCUUAAUGCCGCUGCCAGGCUGCCCUCACCUAGUAUGGCUCCUCCGCUCAUGCCUCGUUAUGGUCUCGAAGCCGACACUAACCGGCCAGGUUCCGGGAGGCGCUGUGCAGGAUGCAGCCACCCCCGCCCGGCCCUCCCCUCCCCCACGCCCGCGGCGGCGGCGGCGGCGGAGGCGGCGGCGGCUGGAGCCCGGAUGCGGCUCCGUGAGGCGCAGGCCCCGGAGAGCGGCGCGGAUGGAUCCAACAUGGCGGCGCCGAGGCUGAGCCGAGAGAAGAGCCCUGGGAAUUUAAGUUUCUUGCAAAGAUCACUGGAGAUUGCGGCUGCUGAGCAGAGAUUCUGGAAAGCAUUCUAUUUCUGAGCCUCUAGCAUGGCGGGCCUAAAGAGGCGGGCAAGCCAGGUGUGGCCCGAAGAGCGUGGGGAGCAAGAACAUGGGCUCUACAGCCUCCACCGCAUGUUCGACAUCGUGGGCACCCACCUAACACACAGAGAUGUCCGCGUGCUUUCCUUCCUUUUUGUUGAUGUUAUUGAUGACCAUGAACGUGGACUCAUCCGAAAUGGACGUGACUUCUUAUUGGCACUGGAGCGCCAGGGCCGCUGCGACGAGAGUAACUUUCGCCAGGUGCUGCAGCUGCUGCGCAUCAUCACUCGCCAUGACUUGCUGCCCUAUGUUACUCUCAAGAAGAGACGAGCUGUGUGCCCUGAUCUUGUAGACAAGUAUCUGGAGGAAACAUCAAUUCGCUAUGUGACCCCCAGAGCCCUCAGUGACCCAGAACCGAGGCCUCCCCAGCCCUCUAAAACAGUGCCUCCCCACUAUCCUGUGGUGUGCUGCCCCACUUCGGGUUCUCAAAUGUGUAGUAAGCGGCCAGCCCGAGGGAGAACCACACUUGGGAGCCAGCGAAAACGCCGGAAGUCGGUGACACCAGACCCGAAGGAAAAGCAGACAUGUGACAUCAGGCUCCGAGUUCGGGCGGAAUACUGCCAGCACGAGACGGCUCUGCAAGGCAAUGUCUUCUCCAAUAAGCAGGACCCACUUGAGCGCCAGUUUGAGCGCUUUAACCAGGCCAACACUAUCCUCAAGUCCCGGGACCUGGGCUCCAUCAUCUGUGACAUCAAGUUCUCUGAGCUCACCUACCUCGACGCAUUCUGGCGAGACUACAUUAAUGGCUCAUUAUUAGAGGCACUGAAAGGUGUCUUCAUCACAGACUCUCUCAAGCAAGCUGUGGGCCAUGAAGCCAUCAAGCUGCUGGUGAACGUGGAUGAGGAGGACUAUGAGCUGGGCCGACAGAAACUCCUGAGGAACUUGAUGCUGCAGGCAUUACCCUGACCUUUCCCCUUCUCACCUUUCUGGGGACUGUUCGCUCCGUCACCUCUGGAGCUGACAUACUGUUCUGGGGUUUGUUCUCUACCCUUUCCAACCAAUCACACCGCCUUUUUUUUUUUUUAAAGGAAAAGACAAAGGAAGGUGGAAGUGGUGUCCCUGCCCUCCCUGCACCCAUGUGCCUGGGCUUCCCCGUUUCUUGUUGCCACUUACCCUAUUGUGUGUCUACAGCCACCUUACCACUGAGCCGUAAGACAAGUGUAUAGGGACAGGGUCUCUGGAACACAGCCUUUGUAAGGGAUUGAACACUGCUUUCAGGUGCAUUGAGGGGUAAUCAAUACUUAUGGCUUUAUGAGGGCUCUUAAAUUUUGUCUGAAAAACCAAAGGGCUGUGAGUAAAGGAGCUAUGUGGAAGGUGGGACUCUGAAGUGUAUUUUGGAAAUUAAUUACCACCUCCUUCCAAAUUAUAGAAUUUUUUAAAAACAGAGAAGCUGUGGCCCUUUGCAGUCUCUCCUGGCCUUGGUGCUGCUUCUCUCUGCCUUCCCUUCAUUCCACAGCUGGAAACUGCUGUCGUACGGAUCCCUCCUUGUCCCCUGUCAAAUGUUCAGCAAACUUACAGAGGACUGGGCCAGCCUGAUCACCCUCCCAACUGUGAUGUGUGUGAACACCAGUACACGGGACGGGUGGAGUAGAGGCUGCUAGUUGGAACACACUUUCUCUGAAGAGGAGGAGGGGGUGGAGGGUAUGACAUUUUCCUUCCCUUUUCCAGUGAAAAUAACUCUUACCCC